AUGUUAUUACUUCAGCAUAUCGAUCUGACAGAUAUUCCAGCCUUUAGGUUCAAGUCUUGUCCUCUGCCAAAUGAUUCAUUCGUAAAUAUUUUGCCUCUCAGUAGGGCACAUUCUUUAAACCAUCUUAGUAUUGAAAUGAGACAAGGUAACAACGCAUUUUCACCAACCUUGUUUCAGAACAUUUCUUCCACUCUGCAGGGCUUAGUGAUGAACCACAAUAACAUUGAAUCCUUACCUGAGUCGAUUUUUGAGGAGUUUUCUUCUUUGCAGUAUCUUUCUUUGUCUGACAAUAAACUAAAAUCCCUUCCGGAGAACUUAUUACUAGAUCUUUCAAAUUUAACGACUUUGUUUAUAACAAACAAUGAAUUGCAAAGCUUACCGGAAAAUAUUUUUCAAAGUUUGUUUAAACUCGAAAAACUAUACCUUUUCAAAAAUCAGCUGAAAAGUUUGCCAAAUAACCUGUUUAAGAGCUUAGUGAAUCUCAAGAUUCUUGACAUAGCUGAUAAUCACAUCGAAUUACUACCAGAAGGGAUUUUUCUGGGACUUUCCCAACUCAUUCAUGUUCGUCUCCGUGGGAAUUAUCUUAGGAUUCUACCAAAAGAUUUGUUUAGUUACUCUAUUAAUUUACGAGACAUUGAUCUUAGUCUUAAUGGAUUUCAAGAACCUUUGCCUGAAGAACUCUUUUAUGGACUGAAUCGAUUGGAGAACAUCAGCCUUCAUGACUGUAAUUUGGCACUUAUUCACGAAACCUUCUUUUCACCUUGUUCAAAUAUUACUCAUUUGCAAUUGCAAAAUAACGGUUUGAGGAUCUUACCAAGCAAUAUUUUUCGAAAUAAUUCCAUGCUAAAGCAGAUAAAUCUAAAUUUUAACCAUAUCAACACUUUACCUCCAAAUUUAUUUCCAAAUCACAAGCAUUUAGAGAAAGUUCAUUUAUACCAUAAUAACAUAUCAGAAAUACCAAUUGGGCUCUUUGAACACGCCAAAAAUAUCAAAACAUUAGUAUUAGGCCAUAAUAACAUACAAAGUGCUAAUCGAAGUGUAUUUCGCGAUUUACCACAGUUAGAGAACAUAGAUUUGAGUAAUAAUAAUUUAUCUUCCACAUACGUGAACCAGAACACUCACACUCUGAACACGGGAGUAAGGGAGGACCUUGAGUCCGGUGUCUUAGCCCGCUCGGACAUCCUGACACAUCCUUGCUUCUAAAUAGACCCUAUAAUGUAUUAACAGUUGUUAAUUUACAGUAAAAUUUUUCUGUACUGUAAUCUCUCCAUUUUAUAGUAAUAUUCAUCAAAAAAAAAAAAAAAAAAUCCUGAAUUUUUAACAGUGUAAGGAGGAUGUGAACUAGUAGUAGAAUAUUUUGAAUGAUGUGCUUUUUCGUUUUCCUUUUUGUUAAAAUCAGUGUCUGAAAUGCACAAAAUGUUUCAGAUUUCAACCGUGACCUAUGUCAUGUUUCUAUAUUUCUGUUGCAACAAUACACACUAUAAAUAGUUCCAAUGCAUCUUUCGAAAAAUGGUUUGCAAUAUUGUACAUAUGAUAAGUUUAUGACAUUUUACUAGGCAUUGUAUAUAUACAUUCGACAAAUUAAUUUUUUUAAGGAACUUUUAGUGGAUUCAUCUGGACAUGGUUUUCAUUGUAAAAGUGACCUUGCAUUAUUCAGUGGUGACCAAAAUGGAUAAUGAACUGUACAUAGUUGUAGCUAUACUUUGACUCAUUUUUGACUUGAAUGUUAUGACCUAAAUUAUUUCCCCAUGUGUCUGUUCUCUUCUAAUAUUAUUUUCAUUCUAUACAGCUUUUUCAUCAUUCACGUUUUUUACAUAAAUAAAUCCAUCCAUUCAUAAAACUUGUUUUUUUUUCUUUGGGGGGAGGGGGGUUGGAAGUGAAACUUUUUGUGCGAGACCUCGAGGGCUUUGAAAUUCUGAUCGACAAAACUUUGUGUAACGGAAGUGACAUAGAUGUUUUUUGUGGCAAAGAGUCGCACAUGCGCAUUUCUUGCUUUUUUUCUUUCUCAUAGUCCGUGGUUGCGUGUAAUGCGUUGAGUACAGCUGUUGCUUAUCAACAGGGCAUCCGUUGAAACACGUGUGUAUAACCAACGCAUUUCGAGUAUUGUUUAGUGUUCGCGUUGUUUAUUACCUAUUUUUUUUUGUCAUUAAAACAUAGAAUUUUGCUGUGAAUAUACCUGAAACGUCUUGGCCGAUAUUCGAUCCGGGGUCCGAUGCUUAGCGAUUUAGCCACUAUGACUAUCAGUUAGAUUGCGCUGUGCGACAAUAUUAGUAUGUGUUCGAAAAUGAUAAUUUCUCCUCUUAAGAACGUAAAAAAUGAUACACAGUGACACAUAUCUAUAUAAUUUUAUGUGAAUAAAUAAUGAUAAUCACAAUCUCUACAAUACAAAAGUUUCACUUCUAUCGUGUGUCUUUACCGUGGUUUUUUUUUUUUUUUUCCUCAUUAUUCUGGAAGUUUAUGUUGAACUCAUAAAGCGGCAUUCCAGCGCACAAUGUUGUAUUUUCUUCAAAAACUCUAUAGUACAAGUAUCUGUACAAAGCAGAAAAAUGUAAUAAAGUUAAUGUGAAUAAAAUCUUGUAAAUACUUCAA
Molecule: messenger RNA, 2589 nt
Organism: Uloborus diversus
Lineage: Eukaryota; Metazoa; Arthropoda; Arachnida; Araneae; Uloboridae
Product: leucine-rich repeat-containing protein 15-like
Exons: 2
Coding region: 1-1203 (400 amino acids)
Cellular component (GO): extracellular matrix
Molecular function (GO): protein binding
Source: RefSeq, a predicted model, not a curated record